AUGGAUAAUGAAAAGGGCGUGGAUGUGUCAACUUGUUUGGAAAUGCGAGACAUGAGCCAAAAGAAGGUCAAGGUACCACGGAGGACCAUCUACUUUGCCAGUGGGGAAACCAUGGAAGAAUUCAGCACAGAUGAGGAGGAGGAGGAGGAAGAAGAACCUGCUCGGAAAGAUGUUCUGCCAGUAGAUACUUCCAAAAUGACUUGGGGUCCAUAUGUCUGGUUUCAAAUGUGGAGAAUGGCCACCUCCACUGUCUCAGUAUGUGAUUACAUGGGUGAGAGACUAGCUUCUUUGUUUGGCAUCACUACACCAAAGUACCAAUAUGCUAUCGAUGAGUACUACCGUAUAAAGAAGGAGGAGGAGGAAGAAGAGGAGGAGAACCGUCUCGCAGAUGAAGCAGAGCGACAGUUUGAACAGAGCAGGAAAACGAGUGAUUCUGAAACGACGCAACAACCAGAGUCCGCGUUUGUAAACAUAAACUUUGACAGUGAUCAAUCACGCGACGGCCAAGACGCUACAAAUAGUAAUUAA
This is a messenger RNA of Knipowitschia caucasica, 528 nucleotides long. The record is from the annotation of a GenBank genome assembly. Lineage: Eukaryota; Metazoa; Chordata; Actinopteri; Gobiiformes; Gobiidae.